AUGAGGCAGAGAAGGCGACAGGCCUCUCCUCUCCUCUCCACCACCAUCACACCCGCAGCAUCGGCCUCCCGCGGUGGGCGAAGGCGGGUUUGCGUUCUUCACGCGUGCAAUGAUAAAGAUCCGUGUUGUAACUCGGGCCCCGUGGCGCCGGACGGUUUACCAGUCCCUUGCGCCUUCGCGUCCUGGUCAGACGUGCCCACGGCGUGCCUGCCCCCGAGCUGGACCCGCUGCACCUGCGAGUACUACUGUAUCAAAAGGGGUACACUCCAGGGCCUGGCACUUCAGGAAGUGUUUUUGGUGCAUCCUGUAUGCGUCCUGUUGUUGCAUUUUGGCUGCUUUGUCUCACUGGUCAGUGCUCUGCUGAGCUCCUCCUUGCGUGUAGUGGUGGAGCGUUUGGACCUUCAACCAGGCCCCGCUGCCUUCAAACUGCUGCUCCUCUGUCUUGGAAUGAGAGCUACGUCAUGCAGGUUUUUGAAGAGCACAGACUUGGUUCCCGGGAGCCCUCUGACUCUCGCAGAGGUUUUCUCAAAUAACGAUGAAGGCCUUAUUAACAAAAAGUUACCCAAAGAACUUCUCUUAAGAAUAUUUUCCUUCUUGGAUAUAGUAACUUUGUGCCGAUGUGCACAGAUUUCCAAGGCCUGGAACAUUUUAGCCUUGGAUGGAAGCAACUGGCAAAGAAUAGACCUUUUUAACUUUCAGACAGAUGUGGAGGGUCGAGUAGUGGAAAAUAUCUCCAAGCGAUGCGGUGGGUUCCUGAGGAAGCUCAGCCUGCGGGGUUGCAUCGGUGUUGGGGACUCCUCCUUGAAGACCUUUGCACAGAACUGCCGCAACAUUGAACAUUUAAACCUCAAUGGUUGCACCAAAAUCACUGACAGCACGUGUUAUAGCCUUAGCAGAUUCUGUUCCAAGCUGAAACAUCUGGAUCUGACUUCCUGUGUGUCUAUUACAAACAGCUCCUUGAAGGGGAUCAGUGAGGGCUGCCGAAACCUGGAAUACCUGAACCUGUCGUGGUGUGACCAGAUCACGAAGGACGGCAUCGAGGCGCUGGUGCGAGGUUGUCGCGGCCUGAAAGCCCUGCUCCUGAGGGGCUGCACGCAGUUAGAAGACGAAGCCCUGAAGCACAUCCAGAAUUACUGCCACGAGCUCGUGAGCCUCAACCUACAGUCCUGCUCGGGGACAGCAGUCCUCAGGACUGUUCCAGAAGCGGAGGUGUGUCAGCAGAAGAAAGUCAAGAGUGUGCAUCAUAAAGUUUGUUUUCUCUUGUUAACCAGUCACUACCUUUUCCUCCCGUGCGCUUCGCAUCCCAGGAUUUUGGAGGCUGCUCGGUGUUCCCAUUUGACUGACGCAGGCUUUACACUUCUAGCUCGGAAUUGCCACGAUCUGGAGAAGAUGGAUCUUGAGGAAUGCGUUCUGAUAACCGACAGCACUCUCAUCCAGCUCUCCGUCCACUGUCCCAAGCUGCAAGCCCUGAGUCUGUCCCACUGUGAGCUCAUCACAGAUGAUGGGAUCCUGCACCUGAGCAACAGCACCUGCGGCCACGAGAGGCUGCGGGUCCUAGAACUAGACAACUGUCUCCUCAUCACCGACGUGGCCCUGGAGCACCUGGAGAACUGCCGCGGCCUGGAGCGCCUGGAGCUGUACGACUGCCAGCAGGUCACCCGCGCGGGCAUCAAGCGGAUGCGGGCUCAGCUCCCUCACGUCAAAGUCCACGCCUACUUUGCUCCCGUCACCCCCCCGACAGCAGUGGGAGGAAGCGGACAGCGACUGUGCAGGUGCUGUGUCAUUCUCUGA
Molecule: messenger RNA, 1791 nt
Organism: Puma concolor (puma)
Lineage: Eukaryota; Metazoa; Chordata; Mammalia; Carnivora; Felidae
Source: RefSeq, a predicted model, not a curated record